Messenger RNA from Magnusiomyces paraingens, 1647 nucleotides. RefSeq lists its product as uncharacterized. Lineage: Eukaryota; Fungi; Ascomycota; Dipodascomycetes; Dipodascales; Dipodascaceae. Bases 1 to 1647 code for a protein of 548 amino acids. Gene Ontology annotation, molecular function: oxidoreductase activity, acting on NAD(P)H, heme protein as acceptor. Gene Ontology annotation, cellular component: mitochondrial inner membrane. Gene Ontology annotation, biological process: heme A biosynthetic process. The record is from RefSeq and is a predicted model, not a curated record. The transcript has a single exon.
AUGGCUUCUUCUCUGGCCCGCUCACAAUUCUUCUUUUCGGGGAACUUUGCCAUAACUGCGGCUGCAAAGUCUUGCCGGUCCCAGUUACUGGUAAAGCCCUGCUCAGUAUCAAAGUCUGCCGCAAAGUCUUUAGCUAAAACCCUUCCAUUCCUUGGAACUUCUUCUGCUAUUCCAAAGUCGAAUGUCGGCUUCUCAGCAUAUUCAUCUUUUGCUAAAAGACAAUUUUCCACAUCUAGUUCUCGUAACAAUUUUCUAAACACUUCCACCAGACGUCUGUUUUCAACUGCCCCUCAAAGACGGUCUGCAACUUCUCCAUCCAACCAAGAAAUGCUGAAUGCAGCUCAGCAAGUUGCCAAGGCAUAUACAGAAAACCCUCUUAUCAAGACUACUAAGCGUAGACCAGUUAACACAUGGAAACCUGUUGGUUAUUGGCUCAUCUUUGGUUCUGGUCUUGUCUUUGGUAUUGUGGUUCUUGGUGGUCUUACUCGUCUCACUGAGUCUGGUCUGAGUAUCACCGAAUGGAAGCCUGUUACUGGUUCUGUUCCUCCUCGUACUGAACAAGAAUGGGAAGAAGAGUUUGAAAAGUACAAGAGUUCUCCUGAAUUCAAACUUCUCAACUCCAAUAUCACACUCCCUGAGUUCAAGUUCAUCUUCUUUAUGGAAUGGGCUCACAGACUCUGGGGCCGUGCCAUUGGUCUUUAUAUUGUUCUUCCUGCCGCCUACUUUGUUCUAGCUCGUAAGGUUACUCCCCACGUUACUGGUAGAAUUGGUAUCAUCUCUGCUCUUCUCGGUCUCCAAGGUUUUAUUGGCUGGUGGAUGGUUAAGUCUGGCUUGGACAACAAGUUCCUCGAAGAGCCUGGCUCCCACCCCCGUGUCUCUCAGUAUAGACUUGCUACCCAUCUCUGCGCUGCCUUUAUCCUUUACUCUGCAAUGCUUUUUACUGGUCUUGACAUCAUCCGUGAGGCUCAAUGGAUCAAGGCACCUGAAGCUGCUGUUAAGGAAAUUACCAAGCUCGAUAACCCUGCUAUUAGAAGAUACCGCUCUUUUGGAAAGGGCCUCUUUGCCUUUGUCUUUUUGACCGCCAUGUCUGGUGCCUUUGUCGCCGGUCUUGACGCUGGUAUGAUUUACAACUCUUUCCCAUACAUGGGCGAGACCAUUGUCCCACCCAAGUCUGAGCUCUUCAAUGAGUCUUACAACAAGCAGAACCCCGAGUCUUCGUGGUCGCUUUUCUGGAGAAACAUGCUUGAGAACCCUACCACUGUUCAAUUCAACCACAGAGUCCUCGCUGUUUCUACUUUUUUCUUGAUUACUGCUUUCCACCUUUAUACACACAGAAAGAGACCUUUCCUCCCUCGAUCCGUCUUCCGCGCCAACUCAGCUGUCAUGGGUUUGGUUACCCUGCAAGUCACUUUGGGUAUCUCCACUCUUAUUUACGUUGUACCCACCCCUCUUGCUGCUGCUCACCAGGCCGGUGCUUUGGCCCUUUUGACUGCUGUUAUUUACAUGUGUGCGAGACUGAAGCAGCCUAGAACUGCCCAGAGACUUUUGAUUUCAGCUCUGGAGAGACAAGCUUCCAAGAAAGCGGCUGAAAAGUCGUCAAAGGUGUUUGUUAAGCUUCCUAACAAGGCUUCUUCUUUCAGUGCUUAA